Molecule: messenger RNA, 1242 nt
Organism: Darwinula stevensoni
Lineage: Eukaryota; Metazoa; Arthropoda; Ostracoda; Podocopida; Darwinulidae
Source: the annotation of a GenBank genome assembly
AUGGUUGCGGUCGGCGAACCGAGUGUACAAAGUUUGGACGAGGACAGUGACUCAGUCACUGUUCCUAAAGGUCAAAUUGCGUGUGGGACGAGAGACGAAGCUGGAAUCGACGAAGCUGGGUCCAGCUCGUGGCCGUGGCAGGCUGCCGUUCAUCGCAUCACGAGGGGAAGGAAAAUUUUCAUCUGCGGAGGGGCCCUCAUUCGGAUGGAAUGGGUGCUGACCGCCGCUCAUCGCUUCGCCGGGGCUGGGUCUCCGAGGGACCCGGGGGAGGUUCGGGUCCGCCUCGGGUCUCAGCGCUUUCGAAACGACUCGGCGGAGGAUGAAUUCGUGCAGAUCAGAGAGGUGUCUCAAAUCGUCCUGCACGAAGAAUUGAACCGGCAGAACGAGGACGCGGACGUUGCCCUCUUGAAAUUGAAGGAGCCUUCCGUGUCGACCGACCGAGUUCGGCCGAUCUGUCUCCCGACGCGAGAUCAUCUCUACGACCUCAAAAAUUCUCACGAAAUGCAAGCAUGGGUUGCCGGCUUGGCCUUCAAAACCGCGGAUCCCGACACGAUCUUCCUCACGGAAGCGAAACUCCCCAUCUCAUCCAACCCGGAUUGUCGCGAGCUCAUGAACUCGUUCGACUGGAACAGGGGAAGCACCCUCACUUCCAACCUGUUCUGUUCCGGUCACGAUGAGGAUCCACUUCCUGAAGGGACAGCUGGGACUCACAUCUGUCGGCUGGGAGGUCUGGAUUCUCGAAUCGACAUCGUCGACCAUCACGUUUCCUCCACCUUCUAUUACGACGAUGCUCUCGUCCCGGAAGGCUACGUGUUCGCCACGGCGACGACAGGCAAGUUUCACUUCCUACGGAAGCCGAACGGGUCCUUCGCGUUCGCCGACGCUUCCGACGCCUGCGAGGCAGACGGACGGGGUCGCAUGGUCGCGGACGACCGAGACCGAAACUGGCACGAUCGCAUCGUUUCCUACAUGGGGUCGGAGCAUACGUGGCUUGGGGCAGAUGACAGGGACGAGGACGGGGUUUUCACCUGGGUCCAUGGCGACGUCGUGUCCAAUUCCCUGCCUCAUUGGUGUGAGGCCGAACCGGAUUUUUCUGAAAGGGAAGGCCAGACGGAGCGAUGCCUCGAGAUGGUGGUCAGAUGGGGCUUCGAUGCGGCGGAUUCCGGCUUGGCCUUCCUCACAGAAGCGAAACUCGCCGUCUUAUCGAACGCGAAUCGUCUGUUCAUGAAUGAAUCCGACUAG